AUGAGUCGUCAGAAGGGCAACGACAUCGCCGCGAUUUUCGUCCAUGCGGGCGCCGGAUUUCACAGCCAUAACAACGAGAAAGCUCAUCUGGAAACAUGCGAAAACGCCGCCCGAGCCGCCAUGGCGCUACUCAAGGCCGGUGCGUCUGCAGUUGAAGCAGUUGAAAUGGCCAUCAUAGUCCUCGAAGAUGCCGAAAUAACUAACGCCGGUUAUGGGAGCAACAUGACUUUGGAUGGUGCGGUGGAGUGUGACGCUACCAUUGUCAAUCAUCUUGGACGGAGCGGUGCUGUGGGUGCCGUUGCCCAGGUCAAAAAUCCAAUCUCACUAGCUCGGCUCACUCUUGAUGCUUCAUCUAAACCAUUGUCGUUGCAAAGAGUUCCCCCAAACUUCCUCGUGGGCCAGGGGGCAACAGACUUUGCUUAUGAACAUGGGCUAGUGGUGCUCCCACAUGACGGUCUGAUUGCACCUGCAGCGAAAGAAAGAUGGCACCGCUGGCGACUUGAGUUGGAAGAAGCCGAGUUCAAAGAGCGUCAACAGGAUCCGAAUUCUUUCUCGGAUGUGGUAUGCGCUGGCAAUCCGAAUCCUAUCCUCACGUCGCCUCUUCCAUACAAUGCAAUGCCUAGUUUUGUCACGGCUAGAGACGGGGAAUGCAGUGAUGGUAUCCCUGUCCCACAGCAUGUGUCUGCUAAUGCUAACGACACUGAAGCCCACGCAACUGUCAGUAUGGAUUCUGAGUCAAGAGCCCAUAUCUCUUCGGACACCCACAGAAAUGUCGACCCUGAAGACCUCUUGUCUGAGUUCGAAAUGGACCAAAUCAGCGAUACUGUCGGCGCAAUUGCGAUCGAUUCCGUAGGAAAUAUCGCCGCUGGCUCGUCAUCAGGCGGUAUCGGCAUGAAACAUCGCGGACGGAUCGGACCUGCUGCCCUGGUGGGAGUGGGCACAACAGUGAUCCCCGUGGAUCCCAACGAUCCUGAAAAGACCUGCGUCGCUACAGUCACUUCAGGAACCGGUGAGCACAUUGCGACCACUAUGGCGGCCAGUGUAUGCUCCACGCGCGUUUACUACUGUCAGAAAAAGUGCGAAGACGGUACAUUCGAGGAGGCCACCGAGGAUGACGCGAUGAGGACAAUGAUUGAGUCCGAAUUCAUGGGCCACCCCGGUGUGAAAGACAGUCAUUGCCAUGGUGCUAUUGGAAUUAUGUCCGUCAAAAAGACCAUCGAUGGGGUGUUCCUUUUCUUUGGGCACAAUACGGAUUCCUUCGUAAGUACUAUCUCUAUCACCAAACCUCAAUUACUAACUGACAAAAAGCCAGUUUCUGUGAUGUCUCGCAGUAAUGGGAACGGUAGCAUUGCGCAAGGCGGCCGUGCCUACCGCUACAGAAGAUUCAACCUGCGUGGCACUGCUUCGUAG
Messenger RNA from Aspergillus terreus NIH2624, 1410 nucleotides. RefSeq names its product threonine aspartase 1. The transcript has 7 exons. The coding region runs from base 1 to 1410 and encodes 469 amino acids. Gene Ontology annotation, molecular function: threonine-type endopeptidase activity. Gene Ontology annotation, biological process: protein maturation. Lineage: Eukaryota; Fungi; Ascomycota; Eurotiomycetes; Eurotiales; Aspergillaceae. The record is from RefSeq and is a predicted model, not a curated record.